AUGAACUGUGGUCAUCUUGAAGCCAGAGUGGGGGACACCAUCCUGCUGAGCUGUCAGAGCAAGGAGGGCUUCCAAAAGCUUUGGCUCCAGACCCUCUCGCACUACCUGACCGGCAUUCAGACCACCCUCGCAGAGGUGGAGGAUCUGGCGAGCAACUACUGCAAGGACCUGGUCUUCAUCCAAAGGAGGUUCCUGGAAUUCUUGCAGCGCACGGAUGACAAAGCGCAGGUGCUCGAGGAGUUUUUGCGGAGCUUCCCACUGAAGGGUGCGGCGCCCCCGGGCUCCAGGCAGGCGGACGAGCUGAACGAGCAGCUGCAGGACGACUUGGCGGACAAGCUGUGGAUCCACGCGAACCACCGGAAGUUUGAGUCCGUAGAGGAGCGGCACCGCCUGAUGACGCCCGGGCCUUGCUCUCUGAAAAGUUCGGCUACGAACGGCUUCUGGGAGGAGAAGGCGGCAGCACAUUUGCGCCUCGCCAACAAGCUGCAGGCCCUGGAGCUGUGCCGCUUCCGCGCCUCCGCGGCGGUGCUGCGCUGGAGCUACACCAAGGAGGGCCAGGCUCUGGACUGCUUCGAGCCGCUGGAGGAGGUGCCCACACACCUCUCCUCGCUGCAGGAGCUGGCCAUGUGGCUGGACGAGUCCGCCGAGCGCGUGGCCUCGGUGGCGCCCACGGGCGCCGAGCUUGAGUCCUCGGAGGUGAAGGAGGAGGCGGAAGUGAGCUUCAUGGCCGAGGACAGCUCGCUCAUGGAGAGCGUGGGCGGCGUCAACGAGGGGCCCAAGAACUUGGAGCUCAUUGCGGCCAUCCAAGCUGAGCGGCACGGCCUCGGGGCGCGGUGUCGGAAAGUGGCGUCCUGGACCUACUCGCGGCUGGAGCAGAUGCGGAGCCAGUAUGACGAGAUCUUCAAGCGGAUGGACGACUGGAUCAAGAACCGUGUGAAGGAGGAGAAUGAAGCCAUCAAGGAGACGGAGCAGCUGCUGCGCAGCGGACACUGGCAGGAUGAGGAAGAAGGCCGCAGCCUUAGCAGAUCCACGACUCUGCGGAAGUCCCACACAGGUCAUCUCAAGCCCGCGCUCUCGAGUGCAGCGGGGAAACGACGGCGAGACGUGCUGAAGGUCAUCGUCCCAAAGACGCUGGACGUGGAUGUGUACUCUCCUCCGGAGCUCUUUGUCACUGCCGCCUCGCGGCCGGGCACAAGCGCCUCAGGCGCCCGCCCCGUGUCCCGGCAGUCGGGCAACUCACGACGCCCGGGCCCAGUCCUGCCAGAGCGCUGGACGCAGGAGAUGCUUUGGGGCCUCCUCGCGCGGCUCUCCGACUUAGAGCCCAGCGGCAUCUGCCAGCCCCAGCUUCUGCGCCAGGUGCUGCUGGAGCGGCGGCAUGCAGCACUUGGCUUCGAGAACGAGCAGGUGUUGCCGGUGUCUUGGGUCCAGCGCCCGCUGGUGGUCUACCACCUGCUUUGCCGGACCAUGCUGGAGCCGGCUUGGGGUGCCGCGGGAGUGGAUGUCACCGAGUUCCUCCUGGCCCUAACGCACCAUGAGAACUGGAUCGCGUGGCCGAACCGGGAGGCGCUCGAGGCUACUCGAGAGUACCUGCAUUCGGAGGAUGCGAUGCUGGAGGAGGAACAGCUGUCCAUGUCGGCCCCAAAAAAGUACCCCGACGUGCCUGUGUCCGAGGAGCUCUUUAGCAAGCUUCCUCUUUGGCCCGCCGGCUGCCGCCCGGAGUUGCGGACCUUCAUGUUCCACGUCCUUUGCUGCUUUGCCGAGGAGGGGGCGGUGCGCCUUCCGCCCAAGCCGGGCCGUGAGGCGGAAGGUCGAGGCCCCAUCAGCGCCAGGAGGAUCUUCAGCUACUUCGGCCUGGGGAACACCCCGGCUGCAACCUUUAGCCAGCAAUGCAGGCUGCUACUUCCAGCCAGCUGCUUUUCGGAGGAUCCCCCGCCCCAGGUCCUGGUGAAGGACCUUUGGACGAUCCUAUACAGCCAGAAGAGCCGGCCUGCAACCAUGAUUGCGCCGGUGCCUGACCUGGCGACCUUUUGCAACAGUCUGUUGGAGGAGGGCAAGGUGCCGGAGCCAGUGCCCAAGGCCAAGGCAAAGGCAAAGGGCAAGGCCAAGCAAGAGGUGGAGGAGGAGGUAGAACCACCCCCGGUGCCUGAAGAGGCCACAGUGGCCUUCUCGGAGUCCGUGCUGCUUCAGCGGCAGACCGUGCUGAAGGCGCUCUGCAGUCAUGGGGGGUUGCUGUGCCGGCGCCGGAACCUCGAGGAGCUCUUCCCCAAUCCAGGUGUCUUCCCCCUGAAGACAGCCGCAGAGGCAGCGGCGCAGAGCGAGCUGGCGUCGCUGAUACCGGCGCCAGUGGAGGAGGCUCAGGAGGACCCGCCACCAUGAGAGUCCACGUUUCACCUCCGCAGAAAUCUGCGGCCCUCGAAUGGAGCGAGUAGCGAUUAUUGGGUGGGCUAGUCCCGGAU
This is a messenger RNA of Effrenium voratum, 2456 nucleotides long. Lineage: Eukaryota; Dinophyceae; Suessiales; Symbiodiniaceae. The record is from the annotation of a GenBank genome assembly.